UUCCCAUGGCGGCCAUCCUCCCUGCAUUGCCUCACCAUACAUCCUGGUGGAGUGGUGCUGGUGAAGGCCACAGUAGGGCUGCCCUCUUGCUUCUUCCUCCACUGGGAAUCUUGGCUGGGCUCCCAGCUUCCUCCUUUCAGUCCCAGGCAGAGAGGUUGCUUUGGCUUGGCCUCUGCUGGAGGCAAAGGACUCUUUGUAUUUGUUCAUAGAAACAUGUUCUGCCCUCCCCGUAUGGUUGGAUGGAGACUCCUAGUAUUCCUUGCCACUGGUUGUGCUGGCUAGGACUGCUGGGACUUGGAGCUUUGACCAUCCCUGGGCUUUUUCCCUUGUUACUGACCUACAUUAGAGACAAUGAACUUGGGCAUCGUUGAGGGAAUAUCUUCAUGCCAAAGGGGUUGAGCUGCCGCGUCCCUUGGCUAGUGUUAGUUCUCCAUCCCGUUAUAGCAGCAGAAUGGGUCAUGGCCCCUCUGUGGCUGCCAGCCUUGGACAGCUGCCCCAGAACCAUAAUACAAGAGCCUUCCCCUCUUGGUGCCAAGGGGCUGCUUAGCCCAGAACACACACAGACACCCAGGUGCCUCCAUGGCGGGAGAUUGGAGCUGAUCUUCUUUGGGCCUCAGCUUGGAUUAUUGCAAGGGGAGUGUGCCGCCUCUGGUCCCCAAAUCCUUUGGCUCCCUGCAAAAACCUAGGAUGCACCAGUCAGAAAGUCCUCCUUUGACUUUAUGUUCCUUUUAAGUGCUGCUGCUUGAAUCGUUUCUCUUCCAGUCUCUUGUCCCAGUCAGAGCCAUGCAGCCACUUCUCCUGGCAAGGAAGUUCAGCCUUGCAGCCCUAGCACUGAGAUCUCUUCUGGAACCAGGAGACACAAGACAAUGAAGCUGUUGGAAAAUUCCCGAUUUGAAGCCAUAAACUCCCAGCUGACGGUGGAGACAGGAGAUGCACACAUUAUUGGCAGGAUUGAGAGUUACUCUUGCAAGAUGGCUGGUGAUGACAAGCACCUCUUCAAGCAGUUCUGCCAGGAAGGCCAGCCGCACGUCCUCGAGGCGCUCUCGCCACCCCAGACCACGGGGAUCAGUCCGAGCAGGCUCAGCAAGAGCCAGAGUGGGGACGAGGAGGGGCCCCUCAGCGACAAAUGCAGCCGCAAGACCCUCUUCUACCUGAUCGCUACCCUCAACGAGUCCUUCCGCCCCGACUAUGACUUCAGUGCAGCCAAGAGCCACGAGUUCAGCCGAGAGCCCAGUCUCAACUGGGUGGUGAAUGCCGUGAACUGCAGCCUCUUUUCUGCUGUGCGGGAGGAUUUCAAUGCCCUGAAGCCACACUUGUGGGACGCGGUGGACCAGGAGAUCUGCCUCUCUGAGUGUGACAUCUACAGUUACAACCCGGACCUGGACUCAGACCCCUUUGGAGAGGAAGGCAGCCUGUGGUCCUUCAACUAUUUCUUCUACAACAAGCGGUUGAAACGGAUUGUCUUUUUCACCUGUCGCUCCAUCAGUGGCUCCACAUAUCCACAUUCUGAGGCUGGAAAUGAGUUGAACAUGGACCUGAGUGAAGAUGAUGCAGAGGAGACGGUGGAAGCGUGUGACCAGGAUGGUGGCAGCAUUGAGGAGGACAGGACGCAAGUGAUCUGCAUGUGACUCCAUGGUCCAUGCUCCCUCCACCCCAAGGAUGGCUUCUCCAACAUCCUUCCCAGCUCAUCCCAGCGUCGUGUCGCUCUGCCUGCCCACCUGCCCUGCGGAUGCUGUUGAAUCGGUGCCUCUGGACGCCCCAGAUGAUGACCAGAACCCAUUUGCUGGUCUGCGCUUUCUUCAAGGGCCUGGACAUUGAGGUGUUGGCAGCCUGUGUGGGAGACGUUGUCCCGCCUUUCCUCCUGGGACAGGACCCUUCCAAAGCACUUUUUGAUCCAAAUGGUGGCCCAGCAAACUCUGCUGGGGCCUUGGGCCACCUGUUGCUUCUGCCUGAGCUUGGGGCUGUUAAUCCCCAGGAUUAACAGACUGACUGACCAGCCCUGGGAAUUGUCCAUUCGUUUCAAGCAUUUGUCUGGACUCUUGCUGCCCCUCAGUGAUGUUGGCUGCUCCUCCUGGCAACUCUUUUUACAUUUCAUAAUGCUGCAGUGUUGUGGAAGCUGGACCACAGGCAGAAGCUGUGGCAGGGGGACUUAUUGGGGCAAGGCAGACUCUCAGAAGAAACCUUCGCUGCCCCCACUGCUCUGGUUCUUUUUUUUUAAGCCACAAAAGGCACUUGCCGUGGCGGGAGCAGUCCCUGGACUCCCAGGAGUCGGGCUGUGAGCGUCUUGGUGCUACUGCCACUGCUGCUUUGCUUUGCCCAAGGGCUCCUAGAGUUCUAUUUUUGUAUUCAUAUCUGAGAGCUGCCUGUGUUGAUUGAUAUUCUCCCCGCCACCCAGUCCCUUGCUGCCUGCACUGGCUUGCUUUCCUCGUUGUUUUAUGCGCUGUGAGCCUGUCCUACCAGCCUCUCCUCCCUGGCAGCCUGGCAGCUUCUUUGCUCAGUGGACAGAAUCCCUUGCCCAUUCUGCGUGACUGCAGUGGUGCUGGCACAGGACAAGGGCAGCUCUGAUGGGCUAGGCCUCAUUCCCUCUCUCCAGCCUGGCCUGGAAGGUGGGGCUGCUGGAAAAGCACUCCCCUUCCCUCCCUCCCAGUUCUUUUGCACUGACUCAGAUUCCCUCCUGCCUGGUCUGUCUAUCUUUGGAGGGGCGAGAGAGUCCGGUGGGCAAUGGCUAUGUGCCCACCCAAAAGCAUGGUGAAGAAAGCCCUGUUGCCACUGUUGCUCACAGCCCAUUGUGUGUGCGUUGCAGCCUCUGCCUCUAGCCCGCAAGAACUAGCCAUUUUGGCGAUGCUUCUCUUGAGAUCUCUUGAGAUCAGUGUUCUCCCAGGUAGGAAGAUGCAUUGGCUGACACCUCCUGCCUCUUUUGGGGGAGUUUGUCAAAGCAGGGCCAGCCCCCUAGCCCCCAUCAUUGAGAAGCAGCAGAACAGUUUCCCAGGGCAUCCUUCUUCCUUGGCUGUUCUGAGUCGAGUGGAAGGGCAACCAAAGACUGGAGUGGGAGAGAGGGGGGCUCUGCACCAAAGUGCAGCAUCCACACACCAUUAGUACGCUGAAGGCCUCCGUUGCAGUGGCCCCUCAGCCAGGCUGAUGGGCUGCUCCUUUUCUUUGGGUGUGAUGCUCCUUCCUAGAAGAGAAUAGCCGGGUCUGGAAAAGCCACAUUGAGAGAAAAUCUGGCUCUGCUCCCCCAACAUUGCCUCUGUUGCUCAGCCCCUUCUCUCCAUUGCUGCCCCUCCCACAGUGCCAGGCAGCGAGGGCCCUGGGGCAGGCAGACUCUCACACACACCCCUGGCGUUAGACUCAGUGGCUUCCCUUCUCUUGUGUUUAACUAUGUUGCCUAGUGUUUUGUUGGUGUGGCUAUAAAGUUGUUUUUUCUUCUUCUCUC
Molecule: messenger RNA, 3433 nt
Organism: Sceloporus undulatus (fence lizard)
Lineage: Eukaryota; Metazoa; Chordata; Lepidosauria; Squamata; Phrynosomatidae
Gene: MAF1
Product: MAF1 homolog, negative regulator of RNA polymerase III
Exons: 8
Coding region: 867-1628 (253 amino acids)
Biological process (GO): negative regulation of transcription by RNA polymerase III
Cellular component (GO): nucleus
Molecular function (GO): RNA polymerase III core binding
Source: RefSeq, a predicted model, not a curated record